GCCAUGAUUGAAUUGAGCUUGUUCGAGCCGUUGGGCAAGUCUGUGGACAGCAAUGGCAUCGACGAUGGAUGUCAACGAGAACCGCCAGCAUGAAAACCGAGUGCUUUGCAUUUUCAUGACCGCCCUAGGCUUGCUCUUCGUGAUCUUGCGACUUCUAGCGCGGUGGAAGAAGGGCUUAUCGGUUGGACCGGACGAUUAUACCAUACUUGUAGGUAUUAUGUACGCGCGGAUCUUUCCAACGCGGAACUUCCGCAUCGCUUCUCUCGUCCUCGGCAGCAUCGCAGUCUGCUGGGUCAUGGCAAUCAUCUGUGUGAGCGUGUUUCAGUGCGCUCCCAUCGCGAAGGCCUGGGACCAGCAGCUCCCAGGCAGCUGCAUCAACCUGAAGGGAUCGUUCAUCGGCAACGCAGUCCCGAACAUUGUGACUGAUGUGGCGAUCCUCUCAUUACCAGUGCGUGUAGUCUGGGGUCUGCACGCCUCCCUUACGCAUCGACUGUCGGUGAUCGCCGUAUUCCUGCUGGGCAGUUUCGUCGUGUUCACCAGCGCCUACCGCUUGUCCUCGCUCUUCCAGUUCGAACCAGCCGACACCCCCUGGACACUUGCCACGGCCAACACAUGGUGUCUCAUCGAGUGCGCAAGUGGGAUCAUCUCCGCCUGUCUCCCGACCCUGCGGCCGCUGUUUGUGGCGCUCUCAUCCAAAUUCGCCAGCAGCGUGGGAGGAGGCUCGCGCGGACGAUCGGUCGAGAAUGGCAUCAAGGACUCCGAGCUCCAGAGCUUAGAUGCCCUCAACCCCACAUUGCGGCCGCCUGGCGAGCACCUAUCCAGACAGCUUGUGUUGAUGGAUGUAAGCCAGCGGGAUAACGCUUACGGGGAUGAGGUGCCGCUGAAUACAAUCCGAGUACAGCGCGAGAUCACUUGGCAGGAGACGAGGGACAUCCAUCCGCGAGAACGUAAAUGAUGAGAUUGUGUGUCUAUGAGCAAAAUGCGUUCACCAUGGGACUCGGGUUGUAUCAACGAGUAGUAUGUAUCUUGGCUAGAUGAGAUGACAGUGAGGAGGGGUGAGCGCCAGGCAGGCGAACAGGAGCGCUUUCUCGCUUAGGAGGAACCAUGGGGCAUUUCUAGUCCAUCUUUGUAAUGUUCCGCCUUUCGUUUGUGAAGGAAUCCAUACAGUGGGACCACUCAAACGAGACAAACUGAUCUUUGAAAGUAUUUCAAGACAGUGGCAUCGAAGCAUCCGGACAAAUGUGCAGAUAUA
Aspergillus fijiensis CBS 313.89 is the source of this 1252-nucleotide messenger RNA. RefSeq lists its product as uncharacterized. The coding region runs from base 53 to 955 and encodes 300 amino acids. NCBI's taxonomy places the organism in Eukaryota, Fungi, Ascomycota, Eurotiomycetes, Eurotiales, Aspergillaceae. The record is from RefSeq and is a predicted model, not a curated record. The transcript is spliced from 3 exons.